Molecule: messenger RNA, 823 nt
Organism: Colletotrichum navitas
Lineage: Eukaryota; Fungi; Ascomycota; Sordariomycetes; Glomerellales; Glomerellaceae
Exons: 1
Coding region: 254-715 (153 amino acids)
Source: RefSeq, a predicted model, not a curated record
CGACCUCAUCGUGCGUGCAUCGUGCAUUGGCAGAGACUUACUGCGAAGCGUGACUGAGGGAUUCGAGAGUAGGGGAAAUUUAGUUACCGACUCACCAUCAACGGCCAAUAGGCCGGGCUAAACUGCCGACUCACUCGCUAUCUGCUCGGUCUCCCUCUUCCCCCCCUAUGGCCUCCUCGUGAGUGAUCCCUGACAAGCUGAUGGGUGGUUUGAUGCGGUGAAGAGGGCUGGAAACGGAAGAGGGGAUAGAUGGAUGCUGAAAAGGAAGGGGUAUGAGGUGGCGGGAUGGCGGGAAGAAGCCGGAGGCCAGAUUGGAGCAAGGACCAUGGUCAAUGACAGAGGUGGUGAAUCGAGUGAUGAGUAUGAAGUGGGCCAGACCCGCCAGGAAAUGAAUGGAAAGUGGUGGUUCUUGGCCCAACCAGUCGCGUCAAGCCGGACCUGUCAAGGUCAAAAAAUCUGCCGUUCCGUUUGGCCAGUUUGGUCCCCUUUCGUCCUGUCCCUUUCGGAAGUGGUCAGCUGCAACGAGGCCCAAGAACGUAAAAGGGGCGCUCAGAGGCUUCCCCGGGACCAAUCGCCGGGAUGUCGCCUUGUCUUGAAAACGGUCUGGGCUGGUCUUGUUGCCGCCCCUUGGGGGAGAGGAGGGGUGGCUUUCCAUCGGCCUCCAGGAAGUGAGGGCGCACGCAAGAAGAGGCAGGCCUCCAAGCCGUCACUGUGACUGCAGCAGCAGCAGCAGCAGAUGCGACUGUGAAGGGAGUCAGUGACAGAUGGGAGACCAACACCACGCACGAUGAGCAGAGUUUCGAUCCGAUUGCUGGGCGUUGCU